Molecule: messenger RNA, 1609 nt
Organism: Abrus precatorius (Indian licorice)
Lineage: Eukaryota; Viridiplantae; Streptophyta; Magnoliopsida; Fabales; Fabaceae
Exons: 6
Coding region: 163-1509 (448 amino acids)
Biological process (GO): fluoride transmembrane transport
Cellular component (GO): membrane
Molecular function (GO): fluoride transmembrane transporter activity
Source: RefSeq, a predicted model, not a curated record
AGACGAAUAUUAACAUUUCUUGUAGCAUUGCAGGCAAAUUUGUUCACUAUUAUUAAUUAUAUAAUUUGAUAAGUAAAUGAUAUUUAUUUGAAUUUAUCACUCAUAUUUUACUUCGUUUUUUUAACAGCAUUUGAGAAGGAAAUAGAUUUCUGGCUUUGGUUCAUGGAACGGAUGAGUAGUUGGGGUUCUGCGGUUAGUAGGGUUUCACUUUCAGUGAGUCAAAAGGUAGAUGAUGAUGAUGCUGAGAGUGAGCGUGUUUCAGAGGCUGGAGAUAUUGGGGAUCGAGCUCUUCAUGGUCCAAGGCACAGUGAAAGUAGUAGCCUACGGUUAUCUUUGGAUAGCACACAAGAAAGUGGAGUUGUUUGCAUUCCAGGGGACCAUGAAUUGCAUUUGCAGCAAAAUCUUGCUUCAUUGAAUUAUGUGUAUUCCGUAACUCCAUUGGAACAGUUCCCUACCCCUGUUUCUAUUAGUGGAGAAGUUCUUUAUCAAGACAAAAAACAAGAACUUGACAUGAAGUUACCCAAGCUACUGGACUAUGUUUCGUGUCUAACUCAAUUAGCUGUUUUUGGCGUUCUUGGAGUUUUAACAAGAUACUUGCUGGAAAAGUUAUUUGGUCCAGGCGUUGGUGAUGUGACUAGUAAUCAGAGUAUUCUUUACCCUGAUUUGCCUUCUAAUAUGGUUGGUUCCUUUUUGAUGGGGUGGUUCGGUGUUGUGUUUAAAGCAGAUAUAUCCCGCGUGUCUGAGCAUUUAGCCAUUGGACUAACAACUGGCUACUUAGGGAGCCUAACAACUUUCAGUGGUUGGAAUCAGAAAAUGCUUGAACUCGGUAUUGCUGGACACUGGCUCUUGUCUGUGCUCGGCAUUUUAAUAGGAUUGUUUCUUGUCGCUUUUUCAAUCAUCUUUGGAGUAGAGACAGCUAAGGGUUUCAAGUGGUUUCUCAACUGGCUAAACACGAGACCUGGAACUGGAAGUGGCAAUUGUAUCUCCAAGGUCAAUUGGAAGGUUGACAGCUUCAUACGUCAUCUAGUAGUUACCGUAGUGUUCCUGGCGAUGUUGGGUUUAUUAUGGGGUGGAGCUAGUGUAUUGGAAAGGGAUGAGUUCAAGCAUGGUGGUAAUGCAGCUCAGUUGUGGUUUGCUUGCAUUGUUGGACCUCUAGGUGUGUGGAUUAGGUGGUUCUUAGCUCGACUCAACGGGGGUGGAAUAGGAGCAGGGUGGCUGAAAUGGCUUCCAUUUGGGACUCUAAUUGCCAAUGUUUCUGCUGCUUGCGUCAUGGCUGCACUUGCCACAGUAAAGAAAUCUGUGAAUACCACAAAUUGUGAUACUAUAGUAACAGGAAUUCAGUUUGGUCUGUUGGGCUGUCUGAGUACUGUCUCUACUUUUGCUGCUGAGUUCAAUGCAAUGAGAGAAAGCGUGUAUACUUGGAGAGCAUAUGCCUAUGCUAUGGUUACAAUAUGCCUCUCACUCUGUCUAGGGAUCUUAAUAUACUGCACCCCUCUUUGGAGAAUGUGAGUAGGCAUACAAAGUACCCUCUUGUCCGGGCAUUUAACAACUUCAUGUAUUUUCUUUCUGUUCAAUGUUAGCUGACGGGUCAAUUGGUCAACGAGUUAGA